Molecule: messenger RNA, 2790 nt
Organism: Fusarium graminearum PH-1
Lineage: Eukaryota; Fungi; Ascomycota; Sordariomycetes; Hypocreales; Nectriaceae
Exons: 3
Coding region: 1-2790 (929 amino acids)
Molecular function (GO): oxidoreductase activity
Source: RefSeq, a predicted model, not a curated record
AUGCCGAUAGCGGAGAUUCAGGUUCGGUUGGCAGAUGUUUUCAACGAGCGCAAAGAACCUGACGGUAAUAUCCUCUUGCCAAGAAGAGUCUUGGUCCGUGGACGCGCUGGCGUUGGCAAGACUACUUUGUGCAAGAAGAUGGUCCAUGACUUCAUCAGGAACAAAAUGUGGCACGAGACUUUUGACCGUGUGCUAUGGGUACCUCUGAGAAAUUUGAAGCAACGUGCAGGCUUAGGAUACGAUCUUAGGACGCUCUUCGAUCACGAGUUCUUUCGAUUCUCGGGAGAGCAUAAGAAAAGUGAUGGGACACGCUUCGCCAGAGAGCUGUAUAAAACACUGACACUUGGGCGAACCCUUUUCAUCCUUGACGGCUGGGAUGAAGUAGCGGGGACUAGUAAGGACGAUGAUAUGUUCGCUUUUCUAUAUGAACUUCUUAGCCAGCCUAAUGUCAUCAUCACAUCACGACCGUCUGCGACUCUUCCACACGGCAUCGAUGUCGAUCUCGAGUUAGAGACCAUCGGGUUCAGCCCAGCGCAGGUAGACGAGUAUAUCGAGAAAACCCAUGGAGAGAACGUGGAUGAGCUCAAAGCAUUUCUUCGAAGCCAUCAGCUCGUCCGCGGCCUUGUCCGCAUACCCGUACAACUCGAUGCUUUCUGCUACUGCUGGGGUGAUAUAGGGAGCGAUCGUGAAAAAAAGCCAGAAACGAUGACGACGCUCUACCAAGCGAUCCAAACGAGUCUGUGUAAGAAGGAUGCAGCUAGACUUGAGAAGAUUAAAGCUGAGUCUUUGACUACCGCCAGCCAGUCGUUCAUCGAAAAAUAUGUCAAGGAUGAACUGCGUUUUCUGGAGCACCUGGCUUUCGCUGGUCUGGCCGCUGAUAAGAUAGAGUUUAAUCUGAGUGACCGAAAUAGGGUCAACGAAGAUUCCAGUCUAUUGUUAGAUCUAGACAAGAGUCUUCCGUGCCUCUCGUUUCUACGGACCUCGGACCCAUCAGCCAAGUCUGCACACCAGCUCUACCACUUCAUACACCUAACAUUCCAGGAGUACUUCGCCGCACGAUACUUUGUGCGGCACUGGACAGAGAAACGUGAGAAGCGGGAGAUGCAGUACACAUUGUUCGAGAAGAAGAGCACUAGAGUCGUACAUCCUAUCGACUUUCUCCAAAAGCACAAAUAUGAUGCAGGAUACGACAUCAUGUGGCGCUUCGUUGCUGGACUGCUGGAUGACGCAGAUGAGUAUCAGUCAGCGCGCUUCUUUGAGGAGAUUGAGAAGGAGCCAGCUGAUCUUCUUGGACCAACGCAUCAGCGGCUUGUCAUGCACUGCUUGAGCGAGGCCACUUCUUUACCGGAUGAGAUUCGAGGGAGCAGAGAAAGACGAUUGGCGGAGUGGGUGCUAUUCGAGAUUGACUAUACCGGGUCGUCGACUUUGGAUAAGGACAGCGACGUACGAUAUUACGCCGCCAGAGCUAUAGGCAAGCAGUCGAUACUAUCAGAUACAACAGUGGCUGCUCUUGUGGAACUAUUCAAGGAUAAGGACAGCGACGCACGAUACCACGCCGCCGAAGCUAUAGGCAAGCAGUCGACACUAUCAGAUACGACAGUGGCUGCUCUUAUGGAACUAUUCAAGGAUAAGGACAGAAGCAUACGAUCCUCCGCCGCCAGAGCUAUAGGCAAGCAGUCGAUACUAUCAGAUACGACAGUGGCUGCUCUUAUGGAACUAUUCAAGGAUAAGGACAGAAGCGUACGAUCCUCCGCCGCCGAAGCUAUAGGCAAGCAGUCGAUACUAUCAGAUACGACAGUAGCUGCUCUUAUAGAACUGAUCAAGGAUAAAGACAGCAUAGCACGAUCCUACGCCGCCGAAGCUAUAGGCAAGCAGUCGAUACUAUCAGAUAUGACAGUGGCUGCUCUUAUGGAACUAUUCAAGGAUAAGGACAGCAGCAUACGAUCCUCCGCCGCCAGAGCUAUAGGCAACCAGUCGACACUAUCAGAUACGACAGUGGCUGCUCUUGUGGAACUGCUCAAGGAUGAGGACAGAAGCGUACGAUACCACGCCGCCAGAGCUAUAGGCAAGCAGUCGACACUAUCAGAUACGACAGUGGCUGCUCUUAUGGAACUAUUCAAGGAUAAGGACAGAAGCGUACGAUCCUCCGCCGCCGAAGCUAUAGGCAACCAGUCGAUACUAUCAGAUACGACAGUGGCUGCUCUUAUGGAACUAUUCAAGGAUAAGGACAGCAGCAUACGAUCCUCCGCCGCCAGAGCUAUAGGCAACCAGUCGAUACUAUCAGAUACGAUAGUGGCUGCUCUUGUGGAACUGUUCAAAGAUAAAGACAGCGACAUACGAUAUUACGCCGCCAGAGCUAUAGGCAAGCAGUCGAUACUAUCAGAUACAACAGUGGCUGCUCUUGUGGAACUAUUCAAGGAUAAGGACAGCGACGCACGAUACCACGCCGCCGAAGCUAUAGGCAACCAGUCGAUACUAUCAGAUACAAUAGUGGCUGCUCUUGUGGAACUAAUCAAGGAUAAGGACAGCGACGCACGAUACCACGCCGCCGAAGCUAUAGGCAACCAGUCGAUACUAUCAGAUACGACAGUGGCUACUCUUGUGGAACUGAUCAAGGAUGAGGACAGCGACAUACGAUCCUCCGCCGCCAGAGCCAUAGGCAAGCAGUCGAUACUAUUAGAUACGACAGUGGCUGCUCUUAUAAAACUGCUUAAGCAUGAGGACAGAAGCGUACGAUACCACGCCGCCGAGGCUGUGCAACGCAGACACUUCGUCACAUUCAACACAUAG